Molecule: messenger RNA, 1602 nt
Organism: Anolis sagrei ordinatus
Lineage: Eukaryota; Metazoa; Chordata; Lepidosauria; Squamata; Anolidae
Source: RefSeq, a predicted model, not a curated record
GGGGCGUGGCCGGCAUGUGGGCUGAUUGGGGCCUUCCAGAGGAGAGAGCGGCACCGGAAGUGGUCAUCACUUUGCUUCCGGCUUUCCUUGGAAGCACCAAAACUGGCCUUCCAGGUUUGUGCAAACGGCCGUUCCCAUGUAUGGAGAUGUCACUGGUGGAUCUGGGGAAGAGGUUGCUGGAAGCGGCCCGCAAAGGCCAAGAUGACGAAGUCCGGACGCUGAUGGCCAACGGAGCGCCUUUCACCACCGAUUGGCUGGGCACAUCGCCCCUCCACCUGGCCGCUCAGCACGGCCACUACUCCACAGCGGAGGUCCUGCUCCGAGCUGGAGUCAGCCGGGAUGCGCGGACCAAGGUCGACCGGACGCCGCUACACAUGGCCGCCGCCGACGGACAUUCGCAUAUCGUCGAACUCCUGAUUCGGAACGGUGCCGACGUCAAUGCCAAGGACAUGCUGAAGAUGACGGCUUUGCACUGGGCCACUGAGCACAACCACCGGGAUGUUGUCGCCCUGCUCCUCAAAUACGGGGCCGACGUCCACGCUUUCAGCAAGUUCGACAAAUCCGCCUUCGACAUCGCUUUGGACAAGAACAACCCGGAAACCUUGCUGAUGCUGCAGGAGGCAAUGCAGAACCAGGUGGCCACCAACCCAGAGAGGGCCAACCCGGUCCCGGGUUCCAUGACCAUCAACCAGCCGUUCUUCCUGACUUCAGGGGAGGUGCUGAAUCUCUCCGGACUCGUUUCCUCGGCAGACGCCAAAACGACCUCAGGAGAUUCCUUUGUUUCAACCGUGACGCUCCCAAACUCCACCACCUCGGUCCUUGCUGCCUUGGCGGCCAUCGCAGAAGCUUCCGGGCCCCUUUCCAGCUCCAACAGAACCCAAGUUGUCUCCGAAGAGGUGGUGGAGACGAGUGCCAUGGAGCUGCCCCUCCAGCGCGGGUCCGGCGGGGGGGCCCAGCGGGUCAUCACCAUUGUGGCCGACGGGGCCUCGCUGGGCCACUUCCAGACAGGGCUCCCCGGCCGGGGCCUUGGCCAGCCCUUCAUCGUGACGAUGCAGAAUGGGCAGCAAGUUCUAACUCUACCUGCUGGUCAGGUGGCAGAGGAAAUGGUCAUCGUGGAACCGGACGAGAACCAUCACGGACUCGAGGAAGAAGAGCCGCCCCUGAAGAGAAUCAAAGUCGAACACGUUGUGGAGGACGCAGAGGAGAGCCAGGGAAGUACGGAAAGGGAGCUCUUGCAGCAGCAGCUCCAAGAAGCCAACCAGAAAGCCCAGGAAUACCGGAGCCGGCUGAUGCGGAAGGAGCAGGAGGCGGAGAAGUACCGGCAGAGGCUGGAAGCCAUGGCCUGCCCUCAGGACAGCGGGACGGAGAUGUCAGCGGAGGACGGCGACGACGGGGAGGAAGCCGAGAAGGGCCACUCGGUGGAGGUCUCAUCGGAGGAAACGGUGGGCACCGUCCUCGAAGGGGAGCUCCCGACCGACAUCGGGGUGGAGACCGUCAUCGUGUAGCGCUCGUGUUGUUCACUAUUUUCUCCAGAAAGCCAGGCGACGGCUCAUCUGAGACUUGUAAACGGCGGUGUUCUCCGGGGAGUUUGCUCCCGCCGUA